Molecule: messenger RNA, 1245 nt
Organism: Metarhizium brunneum ARSEF 3297
Lineage: Eukaryota; Fungi; Ascomycota; Sordariomycetes; Hypocreales; Clavicipitaceae
Source: RefSeq, a predicted model, not a curated record
AUGCACCACGUCCCGCCUGGGAGUUUCGGCCUCUCAAUACCCUGCCUGAACAUGCAAGCUCAUGCGCCAAACCCCGAGCGCAAACGCGUCCGGCCCCAAAACGCGUCCAACCAGCUCAAAAAGCGCGGACGACCCAGGAAAAGCGACGUCGAGCCCGACACCACGCGCAAACAAACACAGCCCACAAUCCGCGAGAGUUGGGGCUCUGCCGCGGGCCGACGAGUCACCGCAGGCGAAGACGAGAGACCGUCCAAGAGGCCUCGCGCAUCAGAUGCCUCGCGACGAAGCAGCCAGGGCGCAGCCGUCAUUGGGCGCCGAGGAAUCCCCCAGCCGAACCAACCCGGCCCCCUCCGCCGAGCGACAGUCCGCGACGACGACAACGACGACAACAUCGAGGCAUCUCGCCCUUCCCCGCCGUCCCCCGAAAAGCCCUACGUCCACGUCGCCCCCCACACCCGACGCGUGCGCCAGUCGGCCAUCGAGGCCAAGUGGACGCCGCUGGCCAACGCCUCCCUGACGGCCGUCUCAGACACGCUGCAGUACGCGCAGCGUCCCAUCCUCCAGCGCCUCGCAGACUCCGAGUUCCGCCGCGAGCACACGGCCUCGGCCGUCCGCCAGGUGGCCCAGCGCAUCGCGCGCAAGGUCGCGCGCGGCCUGCCCUUCCCGCCGGCCAGCAUGCCCGCCAACGUCGGCCGCGCGCCCCUGCAGAGCGACGCCGGCCGCGAGGUCGAGCUCAACUUCGAGAGCGUCCUCGACGGCAAGCUCAGCCUCGAGAGGCAGCUCGAGCCCGCGCUCGACGCGCUCGACGUCCUCCGCCGGGAGAAGGACGCCGUCGAGGAGGAGCUGGAGCGCGACUACGACACCCUGCGCAACCUCGAGGCCGGCGCGAGGGCCCAGGCCAGGGAGCAGAGGAGUCUGCUCAAGAAGGCCCAUCUUUUGACGCCCGCGCCCUCGGCCAAGCUGGACGGCGGGCGGGCCGACGCCAAGGACAGCGACGACGGGUUCGUCUUUGGCCGCCGCCGCGACCCGGGCGCGGAGCCGGGCAGUGCGUUCACGGGGGUCCAGGACGAUGAUGAGAUUCACCCGCUUGUGGUGCAGCUCGGUGACCAUGUGGACAGUAUACGGGGGAAUCUGGAGCAGACGGAGGGUAUUCUGCCGCUGUUGGCCAGGAGCAAGGCCUCGUUGAGAGCGGUGCUGCUCAAGCACUUGGAUCAGCGGGCGUAUGAGCAGGUCGUUUUGGGCUGA